Messenger RNA from Aspergillus steynii IBT 23096, 1135 nucleotides. RefSeq lists its product as uncharacterized. The coding region runs from base 191 to 859 and encodes 222 amino acids. The transcript has a single exon. The record is from RefSeq and is a predicted model, not a curated record. NCBI's taxonomy places the organism in Eukaryota, Fungi, Ascomycota, Eurotiomycetes, Eurotiales, Aspergillaceae.
GGCCCGAAACAUCCAUUGCUCGUCGACGUUGACGUGUUGGAAGGAUCAACAUCUUACCUUCCUCGUAGCCCUGCUGUCCUAGUCCUACGGGCCAAGUUGUCAGUCGCAGGCACUCACUGGGCGAGAUACAGUUGGGGGGUUAGGUCUAGAGUGACCACCAGUGCUGUAUGACAUUGACAGACCCAGCGCCAUGGAUCCGCCGGAUGGCCGAAUCGAUGUGGCUGCAGGUCUAGUUCCCUUUGUUCCCUUUGUUCUUUUGCUCGUCCGACGGUGGAGACCGUGGUCGUCCAUUUGCGAGAGGCCCUGUCUCUGUCCUCCCCUGUCCCUCUUUCUCGUUCGGUUUUGGCCUCGCCGUCGCGGGUGGUGGAGCUCAUGGGUCUUCCCUGUUUGGACGCUGACACGCAGAAAUGAAAAAACAAAUAAUAAAAUAAACAGGAAAGAAAGAGGGGGAAGAGGGUGGAGACGGCCAGAACGCCUCCCCGAAGAUACAAAGACCGGCGUGGAGUCAAUUUUCCUGUGGAUUACGUCGGCCGGAUCUACGAGGCAGGGUGAAGAAAACGCCUGUCGUGUCCUCCACCUGGCAACAGGAAUGUGUCAGUUUACCUAUCACUUUUCGACCGAAGAAGGUGUUGAACUAAGGGACGAUCUCCCGCUUUAUCCUCCCUGUGUCAGGUUUCUAAUCCGCCAGGCAGAAGUUCGUGGAAGAUUGAAAAUAAAAAUAAAAAUGAAACAAGAAAUUAAAAAAGUGACACAAGUGACCAUAAGCUUGGUGGUUGUACAAAACGAACAUGUCACACUAUCACCACGGUUCGAUCCCAAAAAGGGCAAGAUUAUGUAUUACAUCCCUGUCGAUAACUAACUGCGAAAGGCUUCCAGAAUGACAAGACCCCGAAAUGGCCUGGUGGGAGGAGAAAGAGAAAAGAAAAAGAAAAGGUCGACCGGGUGGCGAGAGGGAUGUCAGCUACUGCAAUGUAGCGGUGAUCCCACGCCGUUUCAUGCGCAACAAAACCACCGUGACCGGUUGGAUGGACGCUUUACAAGGGCCGCAACGCAACGCAAGGGUGAAGGAUUUUAAGAUGUGUGAUGCGUGAUCUCGAGCCGGCCGGAUAGAUACAUGCGGAAGACCAGCCUGCAA